This is a messenger RNA of Phialemonium atrogriseum, 651 nucleotides long. RefSeq lists its product as uncharacterized. The coding region runs from base 1 to 651 and encodes 216 amino acids. NCBI's taxonomy places the organism in Eukaryota, Fungi, Ascomycota, Sordariomycetes, Cephalothecales, Cephalothecaceae. The record is from RefSeq and is a predicted model, not a curated record. Gene Ontology annotation, molecular function: oxidoreductase activity, acting on the CH-OH group of donors, NAD or NADP as acceptor. The transcript is spliced from 2 exons.
AUGUCCGAAGACAGCGCCCGGGCCUUUCUAGACCCCCGGAAACUCUUGACCCCCAUGGUCGCGGCCGUUAAUACGGCAUACCAGGCAGCCCUCGAGUGCCAGCCUAUGCCGCCAUGGCUCCGGAACGCGCUCAUCCUCUCCGGCCUCGCACUCGCGACCUUUUCCGUCAACAACCUGGCCAUGCUCUGGACAGCCAAGACAUUCCUCCUCAACAUGGCGGAGCACAACCACGGCCACUUCUUAAUCGUGGCCUCGCAGACCGGGUACGUGGCGACGGCCGGCCUGACGGACUACUCGGCCACCAAGGCUGCCGCCAUCGCCAUCUACGAGGGCCUACAUUCCGAGAUGAGGAACCUGAACCGGGCGCCGGCCGUGCGCGUGUCCUGCGUCUCGCCCAGCGCCGUCGACACCAAGAUGUUCUCCGGCAUCAAGCUGAACGGCGGCAUGAAGUCGCUCACGCCCGAGGAGCUGGGUGAUGCCAUCGUCGACGUGCUACGCAGCGGCAAGGCGCAGCAUAUCCUCGUGCCGAGGAGCGCGUACCUCGCCACGCCGACGAGGAUGUUGCCUGACUGGUUGCGCGUGGUGAUGCAGGAUGGCGCCAUCGGCGUGUUUACUAAUCUAAAGCCGCAUAAUCCCAUGGCGGAUUCGUGA